AUGAUUACUACAAAAUCUACAACACCAACAAAAUCUACAGCAUCAUCUAACCCUACACCAACAACUACCACAAAGUCUACUAAAACAACACCAGAACCUACCACAUCAACACCACAACCUACCACAUCAUCUACCCCUAUAACGAUAACAACUGAAAUAAUACAUACUGAAGUCACAUUAAGUGCAUCGCCUCAAAUAACCAAACACCAAAUCUACACAUCAACACCAGAACCUACCACAUCAUCUACCCCUACACUGAUGACUACUUCAAAAUCUACAACACCAACAAAACCUACAGCAUCAUCUACCCCUACACCAACAACUUCCACAAAGUCUACUAAACCAACACCAGAGACUAUCACAUCAUCUACUCCUACACCGACAUUUACCACAAAGUCUACUAAAACAACACCAGAACCUACCACAUCAUCUACCCCUACACCGACGAUUACUACAAAAUCUACAACACCAAAAAAACCUACAGCAUCAUCUACCCCUACACCAACAACUUCUACAAAGUCUACUAAAACAACAUCAGAAUCUAUCGCAUCAUCUUCUCCUACACCAACAAUUACCACAAAGUCUACUAAAACAACACCAGAAACUACCACAUCAUCUACCCCUACAUCAACAACUACCACAAAGUCUACUAAAACACCAGAACCUACAGCAUCAUCUAAACCCACACAAACAACUUCCACAAUGUCUACUAAAACAACACCAGAACCUACCACAUCAUCUACGCCUACACAAACAGCAUCCACAAUGUCUACUAAAACAACACCAGAAACUACCACAUCAUCUACUCCUACACCAACAACUACCACAAAGUCUACUAAAACAACACCAGAAUCUACCACAUCAUCUUCUCCUACACCAACAACUACCACAAAGUCUACUAAAACAACACCAGAACCUACCACAUCAUCUACUCCUACACAAACAGCAUCCACAAAGUCUACUAAAACAACUCCAGAACAUACCACAUCAUCUACUCCUACACUGAUGACUACUACAAAAUCUACAACACCUACAAAACCUACAGCAUCAUCUACCCCUACACCAACAACUUCCACAAAGUCUACUAAAACACCUGAAACUGUCACAUCAUCUACCCCUACACCAACAACUACCACAAAGUCUACUAAAACAACACCAGAACCUACAACAUCAUCUACGCCUACACAAACAGCAUCCACAAUGUUUACUAAAACAACACCAGAAACUACCACAUCAUCUACUUCUACACCAACAACUACCACAAAGUCUACUAAAACAACACCAGAAUCUACCACAGCAUCUUCUCUUACACCAACAAUUACCACAAAGUCUACUAAAACAACACCAGAACAUACCACAUCAUCUACUCCUACACUGACUACUACAAAAUCUACAACACCUACAAAACCUACAGCAUCAUCUACCCCUACACCAACAACUUCCGCAAAGUCUACUAAAACACCUGAAACUGUCACAUCAUCUACCCCUACACCAACAACUACCACAAAGUCUAUUAAAACAACACCAGAACCUACCACAUCAUCUACUCCUACACCGACAUUUACCACAAAGUCUACUAAAACAACACCAGAAACUACCAUAUCAUCUACUCCACCGACAACUACCACAAAGUCUACUAAAACAACACCUGAAACUACCUCAUCAUCUACCCCUACACCAACAACUACCACAAAGUCUACUAAAACAACACCAGAACCUACCACAUCAUCUACUCCUACAUCAACAACUUUCACAAAGUCUACUAAAACAACACCAGAACCUACCACAUCAUCUACCCCUACACGAUGACUACUACAAAUCUACAACACCAACAAAACCUAAA
Messenger RNA from Megalobrama amblycephala (Wuchang bream), 1843 nucleotides. Its product is annotated as mucin-2-like. The transcript has a single exon. Lineage: Eukaryota; Metazoa; Chordata; Actinopteri; Cypriniformes; Xenocyprididae. The coding region runs from base 1 to 1809 and encodes 602 amino acids. The record is from RefSeq and is a predicted model, not a curated record.